Rotaria sordida is the source of this 342-nucleotide messenger RNA. The record is from the annotation of a GenBank genome assembly. Lineage: Eukaryota; Metazoa; Rotifera; Eurotatoria; Philodinida; Philodinidae.
AUGGCUGGAUCGCACAAAGAAACAAUUGAACAACUUAUGGAAGCAAUUAAUGCUCGUCAUGUUAAUCAUUUGGAUAAAAGUCUUGAAGAUAAUGCUGUAAAAACUGCUAAUUCAAAAACUUGUUAUACAAAUAUACAAGAAGCUCGAGAAUAUUAUUCAAUGGAACAUGAAGCUAAUCCAUCAGCUCAAUGGAAACUUAUUAAUUAUCAACAAGAUAAUCAAAAUAAUAAUAAAGGACAAGGAACAGUUUCUCACGGUAAUCAUACAUAUGAUACAGCAUAUACAUUCAGUUCAUCAGGAAAAAUUCAAAAAAUUGAAGCUCAUCUUCAACAACAAGAUUAA